Messenger RNA from Papilio xuthus (Asian swallowtail), 591 nucleotides. RefSeq lists its product as uncharacterized. The record is from RefSeq and is a predicted model, not a curated record. Gene Ontology annotation, molecular function: aspartic-type endopeptidase activity. Gene Ontology annotation, biological process: proteolysis. Lineage: Eukaryota; Metazoa; Arthropoda; Insecta; Lepidoptera; Papilionidae. The annotation marks the transcript as partial. The transcript has a single exon.
CGCAAAUUUCAACCGACUUUUUGAAGACAGUUUGGGUCAGCCGAUUACCUGCCGGCAUUCAAACAGUCUUGGCUGGACAGACUUCUACCACAAUUGAAGCGAUGGCGGAUAUAGCAGAUAGGAUCAAUGACCUUGUUCCCUCGACACCCCAGGUGGCAUCAACCAGCCGACAGAGUGAGAAUGUCGAGUUGGCCAGGGAGAUCGCUGCUUUACAGGAAGAGGUCUUACAGCUGGCCCUCAGACAACGAAGCGGCAACUCAAGCAGCAGGUCCCGACUACGCGAUCGUCAGCAUUCUUCGUCGAGAUCCCAAUCCAGCUACCGGCGCCACCCAGUCUGCUGGUACCACUUUAAAUUCGCCGAUAAGGCGACUAAGUGCUGCCCUCCAUGUAACUUCAAGUCGGAACAACUCCAGAGGCAAUCGGUAACGACGACCGACGAUUGCCCCUCUUCAACUGGUCGCCUGUUCGUCACCGAUCGCAAAUCUAAGACACAGUUCCUGGUCGACACUGGGAGCGACCUCUGUGUCUUCCCGUGGUCGCUGCUGCGAGAGCGUCGUGCACGGACUACGUAUCAGCUAAGUGCCGCCAAUG